Striga hermonthica is the source of this 1032-nucleotide messenger RNA. The record is from the annotation of a GenBank genome assembly. Lineage: Eukaryota; Viridiplantae; Streptophyta; Magnoliopsida; Lamiales; Orobanchaceae.
AUGGGAUCAGCUAAAGCAACAUACACGGCAGCUUAUCGUUUACUCCGACGCUCUUCGAGAAACCAUUUUGAUCGUCGGCCGGAUUCUAAAUUCUUCCGACCAAUUCGUUCCUCCGCUCCAGGUCUUGAAGUUGUUUUAGCAAAUGGUACUGUGCUUGAUAUUCUUGGGACCUUACGCAAAGACAACACAGGAUAUGACUUGAAGCAUUUGUUUAUUGGGAGCGAGGGGUCUUUGGGAAUUGUAACAAAGGUUUCCAUACUCACCCCUCCUAAAUUGCCUUCAAUAAAUCUAGCUUUCCUUGCUUGUGAAGAUUAUGCCAGCUGUCAGAAGCUCCUGUCCGAAGCCAAGAGGAAGCUUGGAGAAAUUCUUUCUGCAUUUGAAUUUUUGGACAUCAAUGCUAUGGAUCUGGUUUUGAAGCAUUUGGACGGCCUACGUGAUCCAUUGCCCUCCUCGAGGCAUAACUUCUAUGUUCUGAUUGAAACCACAGGCAGCAUGGAAUCUCAUGACAAGGAGAAGCUCGAAUCAUUCCUUCUUCAGUGUAUGGAAAGUGGAUUGUUGAAGGAUGGAGUUAUAGCACAAGAUGUAAAUCAAGCUUCGUCAUUUUGGCGAAUACGCGAGGGAAUAUCUGAAGCUUUAUUGAAAGCAGGUGCUGUAUAUAAAUAUGACUUGUCUCUGCCUCCAGAAAAGAUGUAUGAUCUUGUCGAGGAAAUGCGUGGGCAACUUGGUAAUGAAGCAAAUGUAGUGGCUUAUGGUCAUCUUGGAGAUGGCAACUUGCAUCUCAAUAUUUCAGCGCAACAAUACGAUGACAAUUUAUUAUCGAAAAUCGAACCAUUUGUGUACGAGUGGACAUCUAAGCAGAGGGGGAGCAUUAGUGCCGAACAUGGUCUUGGACUGGUGAAAGCGGAUAAAAUUCAUUACAGUAAGUCUGCUGAAACGGUGCAAGUAAUGGCUUCUAUAAAGAAGCUACUUGAUCCUAACGGCAUACUCAACCCGUACAAAGUUCUUCCAGUUUCAAUAUUAUCACAAAGUUGA